AUGUCGGCUGAAGUUAUCAAAGUUUGGGCAUCUGGUAAUUCAGAUAAUCUAUUGAAACUUGCACGAGAUAUUGAAGAAAACGAUUCAUGGCGAGGAUUUUUGACAAUUCAGGAACAUGAUAUUUUUAAGUACGCUUUAGAUCAAGGUGGGGAUGUCUGGCACGAAUUCAUUAAUGGAAAUGUCAUAUGCAGACUCGAGCAACACCAAUUAGACGAAGGUUUAAGUAAAUCUAAUGAAUCGAAAGAGCGGCUUGAAAAAAAAUUGCGUUUAUCUAAAAACAAUCCAUUGCCAAAUAUCUCAACCACUGUUUAUACAAAUACCUUAAUCCACCCAGGAAAUACGCUUUCUGAUAUUAAAAAUUCACUUGAUUUAAUGCAAAAUUUAAAUGAAAAAAAAGAGUACUUAAAUCGCCGCUUAUUAAAUCUUGAUCCUGUUACGGUGGCGUUUAGGGUUCGUUAUAUGCUUUAUGAAAAGUCUAUACAACUGAUAUAUCCUUCUCCAGACCCUGAAGUUUCGCCUGAUAUUGAUUACAAAAUAUUUGAAUCAGGCCAAUUAAAUAACAAUAAUUUUCACACUUGUGCUCAAGGUCUUAACCUAAAACCAAAAUUACAAGUAAAAAGAACAAUAGAUGAUGAUGAUGAUUAUGAUGAUGAUGAUGAUGAUGAUGAUGAUGAUGAUAGCCAAAAUGAUGACAUACUCGAUUCAAAUAGUAAUACUGUCCCAAAGCCUUUUAUUCUAGACCCAUCCGGAAAACAUAUUAUUACUAUUCCGAACCGAAUACCUACAGAAGAAGAUCUAAACCGUCGUCGUGAUGCAUUUCGUAUAACGAUUGAUAGAAUUUAUCAUAUUUUUGAAGACGAUGAAGACAACUUACAAAAACAACAAAAACUCGAAGAAUCAGAUCGUCAAAUUGAGUCUGAUAUAUUAGAUUCUAGCUCAAAUUUAGGGAAAUCAAAUACUCAAACACCGACAUUUGGUGCUGCUAAUUUGAGUCUUAAACACUUAUUAUCUGCUAUUCAAUCUAAACAAGACGAUUUAAAUAUAACUGAAAGAGAACUUAGUAAUUUAUUGUCUGACGUCAGAAAGAAUAGGUCUAAGUGGGCUAGCGAAGAUAAGAUUGGGCAAGAGGAGCUUUAUGAAGCAGCGGAAAAUGUGGUUCAAAAGUUAAGAGCAACUACAGAACAUUCGACUGCUUUUUUAAAUAAAGUCAAUAAAAGAGAUGCACCUAACUAUUUUAGUAUUAUUAAACAUCCUAUGGAUCUUAAUACUGUUAUGAAAAAACUUAGAUCAUUUCAAUAUCAAUGUAAAAAGGAUUUCGUUGAUGAUUUAAUGUUAAUAUGGAAUAAUUGUUUAACUUAUAAUACUGAUCCGAAACAUUAUCUACGGCAUCAUGCAAUCGAGAUGAAAAAUAAAACAUUGUCACUAAUACCAUUAAUUCCUGACAUUACAAUUCGAGAUCGUUCGGAAGUAGAGGCUGAAGAAGCUAGAGCUCAUCAACUAGAAGAAGAAAGUGACGAAGAGGUUAGAGGUGAUAUAGGAAAACAUUCUACAAAAGGAAAAAAAAGAAAACUUCAUCAUGAAAUAUCAACUCAAGAUAAUUACGAACUUAAUGGAGCAAGUAAUUUGACGACAAAAAUUCAAACACCAAAUGUCGAAACACCUAAUCAAGAGACAUCUUCAUUUGAUCCAUAUACUGCCUACGAUCAAAACACAAAGUAUGAUCCAGAGUUGAAUUUUGGGAAUUUAGAGUCUCUUUUAUAUCAAGAAAUCUUUGGAACUCAAGCCCUUAAAUAUGUUUCAAAAAGAUCGGAACUUUUUAAAAAUAAUCAUUUACAAAUAGAAAGCCCAGCGUUGAUAAGAGACCCUAGAGCUAUGGGUAAAUUUGAAGAAAAUGAACUUGAUGCCUUUAAGACGUAUGAAGCAAAAGAGGAAGCAAAAGCUGCCCGGAACCCAAUACAUUCACAAAGACGACUAAUUGAGUCAGUUGAAGAUUUAGAAAUUGGGAAAAACGGUCUUUUGGUUGAAUAUAAUACAUCAUGUGGAUUGCCCGAAUUUCCAUGGAAUAUAUCAGUUCAUAGUAAAGAUGAAGGUCUUUCUAACGUUGCUUACCAAAAUAUUAGUGAUUCGAGUUAUGUUACUCGAGAUGGUCUUUCUAAAGUAAUACUUUCAAAUUUGGAAGAGAUACAAAGCAUUAGAAAAAUUUGUUCCAAAGUUGAGCUGAUUCGUCAGAUGCAGCAACAAGUUUAUAUGCAUACCAAUCAGUUCAAGCCAUAUACUAUUCAAAAAAUUAUUGAAGAGGAUGUUGAUUUUGAGUCUCGCCUUCCGAAUCGUGAUAAAUAUGAUAAAUUUGCUUCACGGGCAGCGUUGAGAAGAAAUGUUGCAAAAAUAGUCAUGCACACAGGCUUUGAAGAAACUGAAAUGAUGGCUAUCGAUGCUUUGACUGAAAUUUCUGCUGAUUACCUUUGUAAAUUAGGUAGAAGUAUUGUUCAGUGGCUGGAGUCAAAUAAUUCUAACGAUUUGACGUGUGAAAACAUGAUUUUGACUGUACUAGAAGAAAGUGGAAUUGAAAGUUUAAAUGAUCUUGAUUCUUAUAUUCAUGAUGAUGUGGAAAAGCACUCACAACGGCUAUUAGAUCAUAAAAAGAAGUUAGCAUGUUUUCUAGCAGAUCUUUUAAGACCAGCAGUAGAAUUAACAGAUGGCGAAUUUAAUGAUGGAAGUGAGCAGUUUAUUACAGGCGAUUUUUCUGAAGAAAUUGGAGAAGAUUUUUUUGGAUUUAAAGCAAUGGGCUUAGAAGAAGAGCUUGGAUUAACUUCUAUGUCUGUUCCUCUUCAUCUUUUACAAAAUCGAUCAUUUAGUUAUAACUUUCAUAAUAGUCAGACCAUGCUCAAAAGCCAUUUGUCUCAGGUUCCAGAAUAUGAUGUUAUCGAUGUGAAGGUUGCUGAAGACCAACUCCCACAAAUUAAAAUUUUGCUUUUGAAAAAACUAGAACUUGUUUCAUGUGUAACUACCCUUGAAGAUGGUCGAACGGUUUUACUUGAAGGGGAUCAACUUCCACCGAAACAACGUAAUGUACGACCAAAAGUGCCCCCUACCGGUAAACUUUCUGGAAUUAAACGAAAAUCGCCAUCCAAAGUAUUUUUCUUACCAGAUAAAUCUAAAGAUGAAGAGAAAGUUUUAUUAGGUGAUGACUCAAAGCAAUAA
Molecule: messenger RNA, 3201 nt
Organism: Magnusiomyces paraingens
Lineage: Eukaryota; Fungi; Ascomycota; Dipodascomycetes; Dipodascales; Dipodascaceae
Exons: 3
Coding region: 1-3201 (1066 amino acids)
Biological process (GO): regulation of transcription by RNA polymerase II
Cellular component (GO): SAGA complex; SLIK (SAGA-like) complex
Molecular function (GO): structural molecule activity; protein heterodimerization activity
Source: RefSeq, a predicted model, not a curated record